UAAAUUGGAGCUAACAGUGUCAAGCGCUCGGGUUUCAAAUUCGAACGAGUUUCGACUCGGUUGGUCUUGGUUUUAAAACUAUUACUCUUAGGCCGAAAGAGGGAGGAAGGAAGGGAGCGAAAACGCUGCAGCAAUGAGAGAAGAGGUCAUUAGCUCUGGUGGGACCAUAGAUCCCACUCCUGCUGCGAGUUCUGCUGGGGCAUCCUCACCUGCUGUUCCAACAAAUGUUGGCAGUGUGGAUUGGUCUGGUCAUGGUCAAAAUUCCAAAGCUGCUUCUCAAUCUUGUGUUGGAUCCCAAGCUCCACGGAUUUCAUUCAGUACUAGUGCUGGUGGAUCUGCCCUUGGAUCAUCUAGAACUUCAUGUCGACCAUGGGAAAGAGGGGAUCUUCUCAGGCGUUUGGCUACAUUUAAGCCUAUGAAUUGGUUUGGGAAGCCUAAGGUUGCAAGUUCAUUGGCUUGUGCUCAAAGAGGUUGGGUAAAUAUAGAUGUUGAUAAAAUUGUAUGUGAAACAUGUGGGGCAUGCCUGCAUUUCGCAUCCUCCCCAUCGUGGCCUACUUCUGAAGUUGAGGAUGCUGGUGAGGCCUUUUCCAAGCAGCUGGAUAUUGGGCACAAAGUUUCUUGUCCUUGGAGAGGAAACAGCUGUCCAGAAAGCUUGGUCCAAUUCCCUCCAACGCCCCAGUCUGCCCUAAUUGCAGGAUACAAGGAUAGAUGUGAUGGACUUGUGCAGUUUCAGUCUCUUCCUAUAAUUGCUACAUCUGCAAUGGAUCAUAUGCGAGUUUCUCGGGGUCCACAGGUUGAUCGCCUUCUCUCUCUGUUGCAGAAUUAUGUGUCAGAGUUUGAAUCCAGAUCAGAGAGUGUACCAGAACUUGAUGUUACUCGAGAUGGUGCAUUUUGUCUGUAUUCUCGUUCACAAAAGCUCAUAAGUUUGUGCGGAUGGGAACCGAGAUGGCUUCUAAAUGUUCAAGACUGUGAAGAACAUUCUGCUCAAUCAGCUAGAAAUGGAUGUUCUUUUGGCCCUAACAGAGCACAGGUUCAUCUUUCACAGGAUCCUGGAACAAACAAAACUGCUCUUGCUCCUUCAGCCAAGGACACUGGAAAAAAUAAAGUGUUAGUCAUGGAGUCACGACCUUCAUUCAGGGUGCCUUUGUUAGACUGUAGCUUAUGUGGUGCUACUGUCAGGAUAUUGGAUUUUUUAACUGUUCCUCGACCUGCUCGUGUUGCUCCCAACAACAUUGAUAUCCCUGACACAAGCAAGAAAAUGGGGUUGACACGUGGAUUAAGUGCAGCCAGUGGAAUUAGUGGUUGGGUUGCUGCUGAUGAUCCAGAGAAAGAACCGACUGAAGACCGUGAUGAAGUAGGAACGACGGAUGAGAGAAAAUUGGUGCCAAAAACAGAUGUUGAUUUGAAUCUUACAAUGGCUGGGGGUCUGUCUUUCUAUAAGUUGGGUAGAGCCACAUCAUCCAGAAAUAUGAAUGAUGCAGACAUGGGUCGGGAUCUAAUGAUUGGGCAACCAUCAGGUAGUGAGGUUGGUGAUAGAGCUGCUUCUUAUGAAUCACGGGGCCCUAGUCCUCGCAAGCGAAGCUUGGAAAUAGGUGCCAGUUCAGAUGAUAGGCCACAGUUAUGCACACAACAGGCUGAUAGUGUUGAAGAAACUGUGAUUGAUCGUGAUGGUGACAAAUUCAAUGAUUGCAGACAAUAUUCUGCUGGCCCUUCCAAACGUGCCCGUGAUUCAGAUUUUUUUGAUACUUACUGCUCACCAUAUCCAAGAGAUUCCUCUGAGGCAGGCCCAAGCCAUUCGGUGGGUUUUGAAACUCAUGGAGAUGGUGGCAAUAGAGUUGCUCUGUUUAGGCAAGGAAGUAACCAGGUUAUUGAAAUCCCGUCAGUGAGAGAUUCAAUGCGUGCGUCCUCUGUCAUUGCUAUGGAUACUUUGUGUCACAGUGCAGGUGGUGACUCUAUGGAAAGUGUUGAGAAUUAUCGCGGAGAUGUUGACGAUAUUCAUUUUCCCUCAUCUAGUACAUAUGGCCACCUUGACAUGAAUGAAACAUCAGAGUUGAAUUAUAGUAAUCAAGCUCAGCAGAGUAUUUGUUUCCAACCAGCUGCAGAGGAAGUUCCAGGUGAAAUGGGCAUCAGCAGUACAAAUGACGGGGAGGAAAUAUUCAAUGCUGAACCUGAAACUGUGACAGCUCAAGCUAGGGAUGGGCUUAGUUUUGGAAUUAGUGGGGGGAGUGUUGGUAUGUGUGCCAGCCAUGAAGCUGAAAUUCAUGGAGCAGAUGUGUCUGUGCAUAGAACAGAUAGUGUAGUUGGUGAUGUGGAACCCAGAAUAGAAGAUGUUGAAAAUCAGGGUCAAACUGGUGAAUCUGCUCCAGAUCCUGGGUUGAUGGAUGAAGUUGUCCCUGGUGAAAUAAAUAGGGAGGAUCCUCAUGGUGACAGCCAGGAAAUGUUGUCACGCUCCUUGGGGCGGGCUGACAGUGGUUCAAAAGUUGAUGGUUCUGUCAAAGCAGAGUCUGUUGAAAGUGGUGAGAAGAUAAGCCAAAGCUGCAAACUAGCCCCAGAUAACAGUGCUCAUCCUUCUCUGUCCUGCAAUGCUAAUAUGUAUUCUGGUAAUGAAACACCCAAGAAAGAGAAAAAAGAUGCUGGAAAAUCAUCUUCCAUAAACAACUGUCCUGAGCCAGAGUCAGAUUUUGCUGUUGCAAAUGGAAUAGGUCCCCCAAAAGGAGAAAGCAAUUAUGAAGAAGCUGUAGAAUUUGAUCCAAUUAUUCAUCACAACCAAUUCUGCCCCUGGGUGAAUGGAACUGUUGCUGCUGCUGGCUGUAGUGGCUCCAGUGCUGAUGUUGUUGCACUCUGUGGAUGGCAGUUGACAUUGGAUGCCUUGGAUGCCCUGCGGUCACAGGGGCAUAUGCCUGUACAGACAGUACAGUCUGAGUCAGCAGCAUCGCUGUAUAAGGAUGAUCACCAAACUCCUGGUAAAAAGCUCCAUCGACGGCGUCCUAUGAGCAAAAAUCACGGGCAAUAAUGAUGGCCAGACACGACGUGUGAAGACAUCUUCAAUGGCUAGUAAGUAUGUCACUUAUGUAAAAUGAUUGGUUGUAGCUGCAUCUAAUCAUGCAUCUUUCUUCAUGUAAUCUUAUUCUAAACGGAUUUCGAUCGUCUUCCUGGAAGUUUAGGUCUUAUCCUUCUAGGUAUGAAACAAAUUUUAGUUAGGGAGUGUGGUGCGUCGCAUGCAGUACAUGCAUAUGUGUAUAUAUAUCUAUAUCCUUUGUUUUCUAGAAGUGAAAAAGUAGUUGAAAUUAUCCAUGUUUUAUUCUGGUCCAAAUCUACAAUGUAUAUGUUAUGUAUAAAAAGAUCAGCAUAAUUGAUCUUAGAUUGACAAAACUAUAAUAAACUUUUAUUUCAAUGGGGAGUGAUCAUACGUGCUAGCUAUUAUUGUUGGUUACACGGCUGUCAUAAGCAUAUCUUUUUGGUAGGAAAUUAAAGUUAUUUACAUAUAUUUGACUGUUUUGAUAAGGAUCUUGUUGACACCAAAAAAGCAAGGAGGAUCUUUACUAUCAAUCUGAUUAUACCUGCAAUGCUCUUGUGAAAAUUCUGGUAUAAUUUGCAAGUCUAAUGGCAGUGAAAAGCCCUUGAUUUUCCUAUAUAACAACACUAUGAAAUAGGUGGUUUGGGGUUGAACUUUUGGAAGUCUAAAUGCUGAAAAUAGGUUAUUGAUGCCUAUUAUUAAAGAAAAAAAGCUUUUUCAUUAAUCAUGGCCAAUCUCAAAAGAGUUCAGGAAAAUAUAAGGAAGACACGCACGGACACACAAAAUAUAAUAUGGAAGCAUUAUUUUAGUGUCAGAGAGUUAAAUCUAGUAAAAAAUGCAUCCUUCUUUGAGCUCAAAAAAAAAAAAAAAGAUGUUAACUGACAUGCAUACAAAUUUAAUUGGCAUCUGUCAGCAAUGCAUGUAACCUUCUUCUAACUCCCCCCCCCCCCCCCCAAAAAAAAAAAAUAUUCUAUUAAAAAAAAAUUCAAUGAUUUUAUAACCUGAAGCGCGUUAUUAUGGCAUCACUUGUGUGCUCAGUAAAACAAGAAAUUUGGACAACACAUGCAAUCCUACUGCAAAUGUGAUUGUCAUGUCUCCAUGAUAGAAUCUGUUGUUAACAGUGGCUUACUUUAACUGUAAUUAUGUCUAUCCUCUGGCUUUCAUCUUCGUGUUGUAUGCCAAUGUCAUGUAGGAUGGAAUAAGCAUUCUCAACGGUUGAAGCAAAUUGGAAAAGCUUUUUCAGUCAUUGCCACUGGAACUGCUGCCACUAGCCCUGGGGAAGUUCUGUCAUUUCUUAAUGUCCCUUCUUGUUAAACUCUUAUUUCAUGGUAAAGUACUUUGUGUCAAUUCUUACUGCAUAGAGGAUCUAUUUUGCUUUAUUUAAGCAGGUUCUUCUCAGUAUUAUGAACGUUAUUAUUCUUGAUCAGUGAUGUGACAGUGAACAUUGCUGUUAAGAACAAAGCUUUUGUUUUUCAAUUCUUCUGGGUUUUGGUUUGUAAUAGAUAGUGAGAAUAUUGUAAACUUAGUUAGCUCAACCUUAAUAAGAUUUUGAUCUUUACGUAA
This is a messenger RNA of Gossypium arboreum, 4579 nucleotides long. RefSeq lists its product as uncharacterized. Gene Ontology annotation, cellular component: nucleus. The transcript has 7 exons. Gene Ontology annotation, molecular function: zinc ion binding. The coding region runs from base 134 to 3013 and encodes 959 amino acids. NCBI's taxonomy places the organism in Eukaryota, Viridiplantae, Streptophyta, Magnoliopsida, Malvales, Malvaceae. The record is from RefSeq and is a predicted model, not a curated record.